AAAACACCACAAAAGAGGUGCACUUGUGAUUUUCGUCCUCUGCGGAAAUAUUCAUAAUUUUCCUAGUUUUUCAACAGCGCAAAGUGUGUGUCAGUAAUUUUCCGGCCUCCCCCAAACUGUGAUCUUCCUCGAAAGAAACCAAUCCCGUAAGAACAAUGGCCACAACACAGCAGGUGACGUCCAGCAGUAGCAGCGUUGCUAGCGGAAAAUCAAAGGACAAAAAAUCGCAAGAGGAAAUCUAUGCCGAAUUUCAGCAGCUGCGAAAUCAGCAGAGGAAUUUAAUCAACAAUCUCAACACGCUGGAGAUGGACCUCAAAGAACACAAGACCGUGAUCGAUACGUUGAAGACGGUAGAACCGGGUCGAAAGUGCUUCCGACUUAUUGGCGGUGUUCUGUGCGAUCAAACGGUGGAAGUCGUGCUGCCUCAGUUGGUACAGAACAAGGAACAGCUGGAGAAGCUGAUCGAGACCGGAAAAGACCAAAUCACUAAAAAGGGUGUGGAGAUUAAUCAAUUCAAGGACGAGCACAACAUCAAGAUCCGUGGACAGGAUACGACACCGGCCGCCAACAGCGAUAAGGAAAAUGCCGACGACAAAUCGGCUGCCUCCGGAACUAGGAACGUGCUGGUGGGAAAUCUGUAAGACCAGCCUAAAACGCAUGUCCUUCCUACUUUCGCUAACACCACCCACACACACACAUACAUGGCAAUAGCUGCUGCCUUCACGCGAAGGUUUGUAUUGGUUGUAAAAUUUCGAUAAGAUUGCGCGCGUAGGUCGAAAUUGCAAUUUCGGAUUCCCACGAUACUCAACAACGUAGGCAGAACUGUUAACACACUCAUGCCAGGGAAUUAGUCAGACAAAGAUCACACAUACUUACUAUCAAUUUAUUUAUCGUAACCCGUAAUCGCGUAGCAUAAUGUAACGGUCCUCAUCUUUUCCGGUAAGCACUAAUGCAGAAUUUAUUUUUACUAUAAUUGCUAUCAUUUAUCUGUUCACCUUGUUGCUUGAAUAAAUUACAAAUAAGGAUAGGAAUUAGUAA
Molecule: messenger RNA, 1038 nt
Organism: Ochlerotatus camptorhynchus
Lineage: Eukaryota; Metazoa; Arthropoda; Insecta; Diptera; Culicidae
Gene: Pfdn2
Product: prefoldin 2
Exons: 2
Coding region: 156-641 (161 amino acids)
Biological process (GO): protein folding
Cellular component (GO): cytoplasm; prefoldin complex
Molecular function (GO): protein folding chaperone
Source: RefSeq, a predicted model, not a curated record